This is a messenger RNA of Rotaria sp. Silwood1, 387 nucleotides long. Lineage: Eukaryota; Metazoa; Rotifera; Eurotatoria; Philodinida; Philodinidae. The record is from the annotation of a GenBank genome assembly.
AUGAAUACUGAUUCCAGUUUAUCACCAACAAAUAAAGAUUCAACACUUAUGAAUACAUCUUCAAAUUUGAAUAUGAUGCAAACAGCUACAUAUCAUCAUGAACAAUAUCAAGCAACUAUUGAUGACGUUUUUCCAGCAUCAAAUGAUGUUUCAUCAUCAGUUAAUAAUAUGAUAUCAUCAUUAACAUUUUCUAAAUAUUUAACACGUCGGCGACGAAUUGAAAUUGCUCGUCGUCUUGAUUUAACUGAACAACAAAUUAAAAUUUUGUUUGUGAGUCUUCGAUUGAAAUGGAACAAAGAUAAUUUUAAAUCACGUAAUGAUCCACAUGUGGAACUUGAAGCAAAUGCAACAAAUCAUGGUCGAAAUUAUCAUUCAUAUGCUAUAUGA